GAGUGACCACCAGGUGGGCUAGGAUGUUGAUAAUGAGACAAUCUCUCUCUCCAUGUAUAUGUAUACACACACACACACACACACACACACACACACACACACACACAUACAUAUAUAGAAAGCAAGUAGCCUAACAUUUAUACAGACAUAAAUUCCUUCCCUUUGGCUUUAUAUUAGUAUACUUGUUCGAGGCUCUUUCAGUACUUCUGUGUGUGUUUCCAUUUUCCUUCCUAAUAAGCACAUCUUGUCUAGAGUGGCUCCAAGAGCUGCUUUGGUCAGGAAACAUCCCCACGCCACAAAGCCAGAGAACUGGGAGAGGCCAUUUCAUUACCUCUCAUUGUCCCCUCUAGGUCUGCCGGGUCAUCUCAGGGACCCUGUCCAACAUUCUAGUUCUGAGACAGAAUUCUCCAUUCUGUGUCAGAUUGCCAGAGCCUCUGGCUGAGAACUGCUGAGAUGAAAUUGAAGCCAGGGUCUUUUCUGUGGUACCUUUACCUGGACAAAAUCUACUGUUUGUUGUCUUUGAGAAAUGUGAAGGCCUUGAUGGAGUAUUUUCACCUUCUGGACGCACACCGAAGGAACACCUUGAAUGAUGUGCUGUUCUUUCAUUUUCUCCACCACGUGACUAACAUGAAAAUCACACAGAUCAAGAUGAUAUUUGACAUGCUGGACUGGACGGCUGUAGGAGAGAUUGGUUUUGACCAGUUCUAUGUGUUGGUUUGCAUAGUGCUGUCACAUCAGAACCAUCUGGAAAAUCAGUUUAUGUACCGCCAUUCCCGGCCGGUUUUUGACCUGCUCGACUUGGAUGGGGAGUUGAAAAUAGAUGCAUCCCAUUUUGAAAUGUACAGAUUUCUCUUCAAUAUUAAAAAGCAGGAACUCCGAGACCUUUUCCAUGACUUUGACAUCACAGGUGACCGAGCCUCAAGCCUCAGAGCAGGCCAGACCGAGUCACCCGUGUCCAACCUCUGACGGAGUCACCUAGGCUCUCGCCACAAAACUAGAAAUGACAAGCUAACAGGCCACAUCACAAGAGCCCCCAACAGCAGUCCUAGGAUACCAGCUGUCUCUGAAGACGCUAUCCACUGGAUUCCUUUUCUAAGUAAAAUACAUCACAGGAUCCGACCAGCUGAGUGAUGCUCAUUUGCUAGGAGGGCUACCUUCCUCCCACCAUGGAGAAAGAUGAAUGAAAAUUACCGAGUAUCUUCAGGAAAAGAGGCCACUGUCUGCUCUAAUCAAGAGGCUGGUAUCCCGCCAAAUGGGGAAGGCCCUUCGAAGACACCUAUAAAAGGUGGACAGAUUUCAUUGUUGUUAAAGACAGGAACUCACUAGACCAAGGUGCCUUCCGGCUGAGUCUGCCUCUACCUCCCAGUCCAGCCACACCUGGUGAGACUCAGAUUUUACUGCUCAGCAGCACACAAGCAGUACUGGCUGAGCCACCUUCCCCAUCCGGGUCAACCCAUUCAAGACCAAGACCACAGGGCUGCUGAGGCAUGUGGUGGAGCAGGGCUUAAGUCUGGUGGUCAGGAUCUCACUACCGGUUUGAAAGAGGAAGAAAUCUCCCAGGUCCGCAGAGGAAGAGCUAGGCGGUGGUUGCGCACGCCUUUAAUCCCAGCACUCAGAGGAGGCAGAGGCAAAUAGAUCUCUGUGAGUUCGAGGCCA
Molecule: messenger RNA, 1656 nt
Organism: Peromyscus leucopus (white-footed mouse)
Lineage: Eukaryota; Metazoa; Chordata; Mammalia; Rodentia; Cricetidae
Gene: Efcab9
Product: EF-hand calcium binding domain 9
Exons: 4
Coding region: 454-966 (170 amino acids)
Biological process (GO): flagellated sperm motility; sperm capacitation
Cellular component (GO): sperm principal piece; cytoplasm
Molecular function (GO): calcium ion sensor activity
Source: RefSeq, a predicted model, not a curated record